Pseudopipra pipra is the source of this 3501-nucleotide messenger RNA. It is a transcript of the gene ENOX1, whose product is annotated as ecto-NOX disulfide-thiol exchanger 1. The transcript has 19 exons. Bases 803 to 2674 code for a protein of 623 amino acids. Gene Ontology annotation, biological process: ultradian rhythm. Gene Ontology annotation, molecular function: RNA binding; protein disulfide isomerase activity; NADH dehydrogenase activity. Lineage: Eukaryota; Metazoa; Chordata; Aves; Passeriformes; Pipridae. The record is from RefSeq and is a predicted model, not a curated record. Gene Ontology annotation, cellular component: plasma membrane; external side of plasma membrane.
CCGCCCCUCUCCCCUUUCCUCCUCCUCCUCCGGGAGCCUUGCCUCCCCUGCACACCUGCCUUGCCAUUUGUCGGCGGCUUUGCUAGGAGGGGAGAAUUUUCCCUCGGUCCCUUGCAGCAUCCCUCCCCAGCACACAUACACACACACGCUCACACACACGGCCGGGCAGAGGCACCGCGCUGCCUGUGCCUCGGCGGCCGCUGGUUCUCCGCACCCCGGCCCCGCUCUCCCCGCCGCCGCGGGGCGUCCUCCGCCUGCUGCAGCGCCGCCGGGCCCGGCAGCCGCCGAAGGGGGGCGGCGGCGGCGGCUCCGCUGCUCCGCGGCCCCGCACCGGCAGCCGAUCUUGGAUUCUGAACUUGAAGCCAUUCUUGAUUAUGUGCUUCUUGAAACUUGGAAAGUGUCUGCAAUAAAUAGUGACAUCAUCUAUGGUGACCGAACAGUUGUUUCCGUGGUGACAAAUUGCAGUGUUACAAGCAUGCUUGUAUGAAUCAGGAUUGGCCAUGAGAAUUUGUAACAUUCCUUUGGAAAUACUGUGAUGGGGCCACUGAGAAGUUACUUUCCUGCAUACAGAUUACAUUAAAAGCAUCCACUUCAAGAAACUACAACUGUGUUUAUUCAAGCUUUGAAUUUGGAAGUAGUGCCGGGAUCCCUGCCACGGCACGCUUGAACCGUGAAACCCAGAGCCUAAUGAGCUGUAUGUGGGCCCUGUGCUUAGUGAUAUCCCAUCUCAAGAUGCUGCUAAUACAGUAGUUAUUCCUAGCUGAAGAAGUCUAACGGGAACAAAAGGAACUGGGGAGAAGCAAUGGCUGCUGCAGCUGAUGGUUUGGGAAGCAUAGCUAUAGACACCACACAGCUUAACAUGUCAGUCACCGAUCCGACAGCUUGGGCUACAGCUAUGAAUAAUCUGGGGAUGGUUCCAGUAGGACUAGCAGGACAACAGCUUGUGACAGAUUCAAUCUGUGUACCAGGCUUUGAUCCAAGCCUUAGUAUGAUGACUGGAAUCACUCCGAUUAACCCAAUGAUACCAGGCAUGGGGUUAGUGCCACCACCACCACCAACAGAUGUGCCUGUAGUCAAAGAAAUAAUUCACUGCAAAAGCUGCACUCUCUUCCCUCCAAACCCAAAUCUUCCACCACCUUCAACAAGAGAGAGACCUCCUGGGUGUAAAACAGUGUUUGUUGGAGGAUUACCAGAAAACGCAACGGAGGAAAUUAUUCAGGAAGUCUUUGAGCAGUGUGGAGAUAUAACAGCAAUUCGGAAAAGCAAGAAGAAUUUUUGUCACAUUCGUUUUGCAGAGGAGUUCAUGGUUGAUAAAGCCAUUUACCUUUCUGGUUACCGCAUGAGAUUAGGAUCUAGCACAGACAAAAAGGAUUCUGGUCGCCUCCAUGUUGAUUUUGCUCAGGCAAGAGAUGACUUUUAUGAAUGGGAAUGCAAACAAAGAAUGCUGGCCAGAGAAGAACGCCACAGACGCAAAAUGGAAGAAGACAGACUGCGCCCUCCUUCACCUCCAGCAAUAAUGCAUUAUUCUGAACACGAAGCUGCUUUGCUGGCUGAAAAAUUGAAAGAUGAUAGCAAAUUUUCAGAGGCCAUCACAGUGCUGCUUACCUGGAUUGAGCGAGGCGAGGUGAAUCGUCGCUCAGCAAACCAGUUUUAUUCGAUGGUGCAGUCAGCCAACAGCCACGUCCGCCGGCUCAUGAACGAAAAGGCAGCUCAUGAGCAAGAAAUGGAGCAAGCCAAGGAGAGUUUCAAAAAUGCCUUAACAGGGAUCCUCACUCAAUUUGAGCAGAUUGUCGCCGUUUUCAACGCUUCUACCAGACAAAAAGCUUGGGACCAUUUCUCGAAAGCCCAGCGAAAGAACAUAGACAUUUGGCGAAAGCAUUCUGAGGAGCUCCGAAAUGCACACAGUGAACAGCUCAUGGGAAUCCGCCGGGAAGAGGAGAUGGAAAUGUCUGAUGAUGACAGUGGUGACAAUCCCAGUAAAAAGCUGAGAGUAGAUGAUUCAGCUCUAGCUGCCCAAGCGUAUGCACUAAAGGAAGAGAACGAUAGUCUUCGAUGGCAGCUGGAUGCUUAUAGGAAUGAAGUGGAGCUCCUGAAACAGGAGAAGGGACAGCUCUUUCGAACAGAAGAAAGCGUUACAAAGGACCAGCAGCUGCAGUUCCUACAGCAGACAAUGCAAGGCAUGCAGCAGCAAUUAUUGAGCAUACAGGAAGAAUUAAAUAACAAAAAAUCCGAACUGGAGCAAGCAAAGGAAGAACAAACACAUACUCAAGCAAUGCUUAAAGUCCUGCAGGAACAGUUAAAAAGCGCCAAGGAAUUAGCAGAAAUCAAUGGGCAUGAUGAAUCUCAAGCAAAUGAAAUCAAUGUAUUGACAGUAGCAUUGGUCAACCAAGACAGAGAAAAAAACUCAGAGAAACGAAGCCCGGGUCUAAAAUCAGAGAAAGAGGCACUGUUAAUAGGUAUCAUAUCCACAUUUCUUCACGUCCACCCUUUUGGAGCCAAUAUAGAAUAUCUUUGGUCUUAUAUGCAGCAGUUGGACUCUAGGAUCUCUGCAAAUGAGAUAGAAAUGCUUUUGAUGAGACUGCCACGCAUGUUUAAACAAGAAUUCACUGGUGUAGGAGCAACACUGGAAAAGAGGUGGAAGUUUUGUGCCUUUGAAGGAAUUAAAACUGUCUGACUGUGACUAGUAAUGAAGCUAUGCAGAAGAAGAAUUCCUAGAGCAUGGCAGGGUUAUAAAGUAUUAAAGUAAGAAAUUUGGGUUUGGGCACAUAGUAGUAUGUUUUCAAAGUUAUCCAAGCCUAAUUUUAGUUACAUUUGUGACGUUCUCUUGUGAGUGGAAAUGUAGUUGUGCACCAGUUCCUAAAAUAAAAUAAAACAAAAUUUAAAAAAAAGUUUCAAAAUGUGACAGAUUGUUUCCUAUGAAAACUGGAGAAGAUACCACAGUCAUAAUGAUUUCAAAAUACUACAUGUCCUAUAUCUAAGAAAAGCUCAUUGAGCAAACAGUUAAGGAGAAAGAUUGCCCGGUUAUGGUCACUAAGCUACAGCGAUGUAUGUGUAAUAUGUAGUAGAACUCAUUAAGUUUUGGUAUAGAAAAUUCUUUCUGUUUAGUAAGAAAAUUGAGUAAUUUUACAGUGAGGAAAAGCAUACCAAAAGAAAACUUGAAGAUGUGUCUGAAGUUAUUGUAUUUUGUAAAUUAAGUUAUAUGCUGUACCAGGGAUUUUUGCCUUAUUGAAAGAGGCCUGAAAAUGUGAUUGGAGUCCUCAAGAAUGCUUUAUCAAGAAUAUUAUUUUUCUAAUGUAACUAUUCUCCAUUACAAGUUCUUUUAACAUGGAUUGCAUACCAAUUUUCAUAAACAUGUAAAUAGGGAGGAAACCAGUGUUACUGUAUUGUAUUUGGUAUGUAACAUUCAGGUUUAUGCAUCAAAAUGAAUAUUCAGUUGCAUUACUGUUACAAAUUUUAUAGCAGAUAUAUUAAUUUUUAUCAAUAAAUAUUACUUCUACCAUA